This is a messenger RNA of Saimiri boliviensis boliviensis (Bolivian squirrel monkey), 5778 nucleotides long. NCBI's taxonomy places the organism in Eukaryota, Metazoa, Chordata, Mammalia, Primates, Cebidae. The record is from RefSeq and is a predicted model, not a curated record.
GGAAGGGUAGAGCCGGGAACAGCUCGGCCCGCUCCCCCUCCUCGGGGGCCGCGGCUCGGGAACUACAAGGCCCAGCAGGCAGCGGCAGGAGGCGGAGGCGGAGGAGGGACCAGCGCGGGUGGGAGUGAGAGGGCGAGCCCUCGCGCCUCGCCGGCGCACAGCGCUCGGAGCGCUCCUGCGGCCACAGGCGCGGCGGCCUCGGCGGCGGGCGGCAGGCAGCGGGAGCCGGGACGCCGGUGCAGCCUGCAGGGCGCGGAGGAACCCGGGCAGUGCCGGGAGCUAGGCGGCCACGUCCGGACCGGACCGAGACUUCGCGUAGCGCAUUGCGGCGACCUAGCCUUCCCCGGCCGCGAGAGCGCCGCUGCUGGAAAAGCCGCGGAACGCGAGGACUUUUCUCUGCUCCGAGCUCUUGGCGCCCCGCAGGACGCACGGUACCCGUGCUGCAGUCGGGCACGCCGCGGCGCCGGAGCCUUCGCGGGGCGAUGGGUCCUGGUCUGCAAGGAGCGUGAGGCGCCGCCGCCGCGUUCCGGAGAAGGGGGGCGCAGGGUCUGGAGACCCCGGGCGGCGGACGGGAGCCCUCCCCCCGCCCCGCCUCCGGGGCACCAGCUCCGGCUCCAUUGUUCCCGCCCGGGCUGGAGGCGCCGAGCACCGAGCGCCGCCAGGAGUGGAGCGCCGGCCGCGGGGCUUUCGCGACCCCGCCAGCACCCGAACAGAGCCCGGGGGCGGCGGGCCGGCGCCGGGGACGCGGGCACACGCCCGCCCGCACAAGCCACGGCGGACUCUCCCGAGGCCGAACCUCCACGCCGAGCGAGGGUCAGCUUGAAAAGGAGGAUCGAGCUCACGGUGGAGUAUCCAUGGAGGUGUGGAGCCUUGUCACUAACCUCUAACUGCAGAACUGGGAUGUGGAGCUGGAAGUGCCUCCUCUUCUGGGCUGUGCUGGUCACAGCCACACUCUGCACCGCUAGGCCGGCCCCGACCUUGUCUGAACAAGCCCAGCCCUGGGGAGCCCCUGUGGAAGUAGAGUCCUUCCUGGUCCACCCUGGUGACCUGCUGCAGCUUCGCUGCCGGCUGCGUGAUGAUGUGCAGAGCAUCGACUGGCUGCGGGACGGGGUGAAACUGGCGGAAAGCAACCGCACCCGCAUCACAGGGGAGGAGGUGGAGGUGUGGGACUCCGUGCCCGCGGACUCCGGCCUCUAUGCUUGCGUGACCAGCAGCCCUUUGGGCAGCGACACCACCUACUUCUCCGUCAAUGUUUCAGAUGCUCUCCCCUCCUCGGAGGACGAUGAUGAUGAUGAUGACUCCUCUUCAGAGGAGAAAGAGACAGAUAACACCAAACCAAACCGUAUGCCUGUAGCUCCAUAUUGGACAUCCCCAGAAAAGAUGGAAAAGAAAUUGCAUGCGGUGCCAGCUGCCAAGACAGUGAAGUUCAAAUGCCCUUCCAGUGGGACCCCAAACCCCACACUGCGCUGGUUGAAAAAUGGCAAAGAAUUCAAACCUGACCACAGGAUUGGAGGCUACAAGGUCCGUUAUGCCACCUGGAGCAUCAUAAUGGACUCCGUGGUGCCCUCUGACAAGGGCAACUACACUUGCAUCGUGGAGAAUGAGUACGGCAGCAUCAACCACACCUACCAGCUGGACGUCGUGGAGCGGUCCCCUCACCGGCCCAUCCUGCAAGCAGGGUUGCCCGCCAACAAGACAGUGGCCCUGGGUAGCAACGUGGAGUUCAUGUGUAAGGUGUACAGUGACCCACAACCACACAUCCAGUGGCUAAAGCACAUCGAGGUGAACGGGAGCAAGAUUGGUCCAGACAACCUGCCUUAUGUCCAGAUCUUGAAGCAUUCGGGGAUUAAUAGCUCGGAUGCGGAGGUGCUGACCCUGUUCAAUGUGACAGAGGCCCAGAGCGGGGAGUAUGUGUGUAAGGUUUCCAAUUAUAUUGGUGAAGCUAACCAGUCUGCGUGGCUCACUGUCACCAGACCUGUGGCAAAAGCCCUGGAAGAGAGGCCAGCCGUGAUUACCUCGCCCUUGUACCUGGAGAUCAUCAUCUAUUGCACAGGGGCCUUCCUCAUCUCCUGCAUGGUGGGGUCGGUCAUCGUCUACAAGAUGAAGAGCGGCACCAAGAAGAGUGACUUCCACAGCCAGAUGGCCGUGCACAAGCUGGCCAAGAGCAUCCCUCUGCGCAGACAGGUAACAGUGUCCGCUGACUCCAGUGCGUCCAUGAACUCUGGGGUUCUUCUGGUUCGGCCUUCACGGCUCUCCUCCAGUGGGACUCCCAUGCUAGCAGGGGUCUCUGAGUAUGAGCUUCCCGAAGACCCUCGCUGGGAGCUGCCUCGGGACAGACUGGUCUUAGGAAAACCCCUGGGAGAGGGCUGCUUUGGGCAGGUGGUGUUGGCAGAGGCCAUCGGACUGGACAAGGACAAACCCAACCGUGUGACCAAGGUGGCUGUGAAGAUGUUGAAGUCGGAUGCAACAGAGAAAGACUUGUCAGACCUGAUCUCAGAAAUGGAGAUGAUGAAGAUGAUUGGGAAGCAUAAGAACAUCAUCAACCUGCUGGGGGCCUGCACGCAGGACGGUCCUUUGUAUGUCAUCGUGGAGUAUGCCUCCAAGGGCAACCUGCGGGAGUACCUGCAGGCCCGGAGGCCCCCAGGGCUGGAAUACUGCUACAACCCCAGCCACAACCCAGAGGAGCAGCUCUCCUCCAAGGACCUGGUGUCCUGCGCCUAUCAGGUGGCCCGAGGCAUGGAGUAUCUGGCCUCCAAGAAGUGCAUACACCGAGACCUGGCCGCCCGGAACGUCCUGGUGACAGAGGACAACGUCAUGAAGAUUGCGGACUUCGGCCUCGCACGGGACAUUCACCACAUCGACUACUAUAAAAAGACAACCAACGGCCGACUGCCUGUGAAGUGGAUGGCGCCCGAGGCAUUGUUUGACCGGAUCUACACCCACCAGAGUGAUGUGUGGUCUUUUGGGGUGCUCCUGUGGGAGAUCUUCACUCUGGGUGGCUCCCCAUACCCUGGUGUGCCUGUGGAGGAGCUUUUCAAGCUGCUGAAGGAGGGUCACCGCAUGGACAAGCCCAGUAACUGUACCAACGAGCUGUACAUGAUGAUGCGGGACUGCUGGCAUGCAGUGCCCUCGCAGAGACCCACCUUCAAGCAGUUGGUGGAAGACCUGGACCGCAUCGUGGCCUUGACCUCCAACCAGGAGUACCUGGACCUGUCCAUGCCCCUGGACCAGUACUCCCCCAGCUUUCCCGACACCCGGAGCUCUACGUGCUCCUCAGGGGAGGAUUCCGUCUUCUCUCAUGAGCCGCUGCCUGAGGAGCCCUGCCUGCCCCGACACCCAGCCCAGCUUGCCAAUGGCGGACUCAAACGCCGCUGACUGCCACCCUGCACACCCUCCUCAGACUCCAGCAUCAGCUGUAAUCCUUACCCACAGCCCCUGCCAGGCCCACCGCCCGUCUGUCUCUGUCCCCUUUCCUGCUGGCAGGAGCUGGCUGCCUACCAGGGGCCUUCCUGUGUGGCCUGCCUUCACCCCGCUCAGCUCAUCUCUUCCUCCUCCUCCUCUCCACCUGGCAGUGAGAGGUGCAAAGAGGCAGAUCCUUGCUGCCGGCCACUUCGUCCCCUCCCAGAUGUUGGACCAAGACCCCUCCCUGCCACCAGGUCCUGCCUGGAAGGCGGGGAGUGGGAGCCGAUGAACAGGCAUGCAAGUGAGAGCCUCCUGGGCUUUCUUAUUUGGGUUUGGUGUGUUUCGCCUUCACCCAGAAGCCCCUAGCACUCUGGCGGCAGGUGCCUUGUCCUCAGGGCUACAGUAGUAGGGAGAUAAGUGCUUUGGGCCUUGAUCGAAGGUGACCUCUGCUCCAGAUAGGUGGUGCCAGCGGCUUAUUAAUUCAGAUAGUUGCUUUGCUGACCAAAUGCCUGGUACCAGAGGAUGGUGAGGCGAAGGCCAGGUUGGGGGCAGUGUUGUGGCCCUGGGGCUCAGCCCCAAACUGGGGGCUCUGUACAUAGCUAUGAAGAAAACACAAAGUGUAUAAAUCUGAGUAUAUAUUUACAUGUCUUUUUAAAAGGGUCAUUACCAGAGAUUUACCCAUCGGGUAAGAUGCUCCUGGUGGCUGGGAGGCAUCAGUUGCUAUAUAUUAAAAUCAAAGAAAAAAGAAAAAAAAAGAAAAUGUUUUUAAAAAGGUCAUAUAUUUUUUGCUACUUUUGCUGUUUUAUUUUUUUAAAUUAUGUUCUAAACCUAUUUUCAGUUUAGGUCCCUCAAUAAAAAUUGCUGCUGCUUCAUUUUUCUAUGGACUGUGUGAAAAGGGCAAGAAUGUCCACUGGAAGAGGGACACUCAUGGGCUCCGGGGCUGGCUCUGUCACAAGGGCACCGCACACUCCCUGCACAGGUUCCUUGUAACCUCUUCCUCCUAGGUCCCACGCCCAGACCUCACGACACACCUCCUGCCUCUCCGAUACUUUUGGAAAGUCAGGAAAAGAAGAUGUCUGCAUCAAGGGCAGGAACCCCCGUCCAUGCACUAGAGGUGCUGGGUGGAGGGUCAAGGCCCAGCAGCCAUCGACCACAGACGGUUUCCUCUGAGGAAACCUGUGGGGCUGAGCUGGGGAAGGGGGACAUCUACCUAGGAAUAGCCACACCAGGGUAGAGCUAAAGUGAUUAAGAGGAAGCUUCACACCUGUAAUCCCAGCACUUUGGGAGGCCGAGGUGGGCAGAUAACUUGAGAUCAGGAGUUCAAGACCAGCCUGGCCAAUAUGGUGAAACCCCGUCUUUACUAAAAAUACAAAAAUUAGCCUGGCAUGGUGGUAGGCAUCUGUAAUUCCAGUUACUUAGGAGGCUGAAGCAGGAGAAUCCCUUGAACCUGGGAGGCGGAGGUUGCAAUGAGUCGAGAUCACGCCAUUGCACUCCAGCCUGGGCAACAGAGCGAGACUCCAUCUCAAAAAAAAAAAACAGAAAGGAAAGCGAAUGAUGGAGGUCUGCAGAAUCACAAACCCAGACGUGUCUGCCCCCUCUGUGUGGGCGUGGUUUUGCUGGUGCUUCCAAGUGCAGGAGAGCGUGUCACCUGAGGCUAGUUUCGCAUUCAAGUCCCUGGCUUCUUUUUGUUGUUGUUAUUCCUCCCCAGAUCGUCUUUCCUGAAUCCAUGUGACCAGACUGUAUUUGUUGGGACUGUCACAGAUCUUGGCUGCUUACGGUUCUUCCUGUCCAAACUCCACCCUGCCGCUCAGGAAGGGGGAGAAAAUUCUCCGAAUGUUUUUGGUUUUUGGCUGCUUGGAAUUUACUUCUGCCACCUGCUGGUCAUCACUGUCCUCACCAAGUGGAUUCUGGCUCCCCAGUACCUCAUGGCUCAAACUACCACUCAACCGCUAUAUUAAAGCUUACAUUUGCUGGAUUACUGCUAAAUACAAAAGAAAGUUCAAUAUGCUUUCACUUCUGUAGGGAAAAUGGGAUUGCUGCUUUAAAUUUCCACGUUAGGUAUUUCUUGGCAGCUGCAGUGUUGGUCACUAUUGUAAAGUUCUCUUGGUUUCUCUCUGUAAAUAUGCACCUGCUUACAUUACAAUUUGUAUUUAUGUUUAAAGAAGGCAUCAUUUGGUGAACAGAGCCAGAAAAUGAAUUUUUAGCUCCUUAAAAUCAUUUGCUUUGAGGCUGCACAGGAGUGUCUUUCCUUGUAAAAUACUGAUGAUAAUUUCUGCCUUGGCCCUACCUUGAAGCAAUGUUGUGUGAAGGGAUGAAGAAUCUAAAAGGCUUCAUAAGCCUUGGGAGAGGUGCUAGAAAAAUAUAAGGCACUAUCAU